This is a messenger RNA of Limanda limanda (common dab), 1893 nucleotides long. Its product is annotated as MOB-like protein phocein. Gene Ontology annotation, molecular function: metal ion binding; ATP binding; protein folding chaperone. The record is from RefSeq and is a predicted model, not a curated record. The coding region runs from base 123 to 902 and encodes 259 amino acids. NCBI's taxonomy places the organism in Eukaryota, Metazoa, Chordata, Actinopteri, Pleuronectiformes, Pleuronectidae. Gene Ontology annotation, cellular component: mitochondrial matrix; cytoplasm. The transcript is spliced from 9 exons.
UGCGCGCUCUAGAAUCUUCCUCCUCACGUGUGGACGUGAACCGGCUCAGUGACGAUCCACGCUCCCUCGGACCCGCAGCAGCUCCACGCAGAACCCCGACCCACGAACACCUCCUCACAGACAUGGCCUUCAGAAAGUUCCUGCCCAUGUUCGACCGGGUGCUGGUGGAGCGCCUGGUUGCCGAGACGGUGACGAAGGGCGGCAUCAUGCUGCCGGAGAAGUCUCAAGGCAAAGUGCUGCAGGCCACCGUCCUGGCCGUCGGGCCUGGAGCUGUCAACCCGGACUUCUACAACUGGCCGGAUGAAUCAUUCGAGGAGAUGGACAGCACGCUCGCUGUCCAACAGUACAUUCAGCAGAACAUUAGAUCAGAUUGCUCCAAUAUCGACAAAAUCCUGGAGCCUCCGGAGGGUCAGGAUGAGGGGGUGUGGAAGUAUGAACACCUCAGGCAGUUUUGUCUGGAGCUCAAUGGACUAGCUGUAAAACUGCAGAGCGAGUGCCACCCAGACACCUGCACCCAGAUGACGGCCACAGAGCAGUGGAUCUUUUUAUGUGCUGCCCACAAGACCCCCAAAGAGUGCCCUGCCAUUGAUUACACCAGGCACACGCUGGACGGAGCUGCCUGUCUUCUCAAUAGCAACAAAUACUUCCCCAGCAGGGUGAGCAUCAAAGAGUCAUCAGUGGCUAAACUCGGCUCCGUCUGUCGUCGCAUCUAUAGGAUAUUCUCUCAUGCCUACUUCCACCACCGCCAGAUAUUUGACAAGUAUGAGAACGAGACAUUCCUGUGUCACCGGUUCACACGCUUCGUAAUGAAGUACAACCUGAUGUCCAAGGACAACCUGAUCGUGCCCAUCCUGGAGGAGGAGGUGCAGAACACGUCCUCAGCCGGGGAGAGCGAGGCCUGAGACGCAGCCGCUGCCACACAAUAUCUACACAUUACAGAGGAGACGCAUUCACACACAGACACACACACAUGAAUCUAUAUGUAUACACAUUACACACACUACAGUGUAUUAAGGCUCCUGUCCAGUAACACUGUUCCUGUCCCUCCUCCCCUGUCACCUGUGUCCAGAGGAGGUGAGAGGAGUCACUCCUUUCCUGUUUCCCUCUCUGCUCCUUCAGAUUCAGGCCGUGUCUCUGGAAACAUCUCCGCUCCAACACCUCCACCUUUUACUUUAUUCUUCUUUAAGCAGCUGGAUUUGCAAAAUCAAAACAAAACUACGUAACCAUGGUGACCUGUAUUGUUGACGAAGGCACACACACUGACAGCCCCCCCCCCUGUAUAUAAGCCGCCCCCCUUUCUCUUAAUCAAUCCACUGUCAUAUUUCCUGAUGGUGCUUCACUGUCUGCUUCUGUUCUGUUUGCUUGUUGCCUAGCAGCCUGUUUUCGGGGGGGUGGUCCCAUGAGACGGAUUCUGUAAAUUAGCCGGCUCACGUAAUAAUGCUGUUCCAACACUUUGUAGGUGUGGCUUGUGUGGUAGUGAACAAGGAAAACCUUCCUCUCUCUCUCUCUCUCUAGCUUCGUACGUGUUCUAGCAGUCAGGUGUUCGGCCUCGGAGUGUGUAGGAGUGUGUAGGCUAACUCUGAUCCUGCUUUGUGACACGCCCCCCCGUUUAAUACCGUGUGAAAUGUGCCUGAUGCUCCGCCUCCCCCGACUCUGCUGUACGCCGGUUUCUACCGAUCUCAACAUUCGACCCGUUAAGGCCACGAGGAAGUUCUGACUAUCGGCAACAUUUAAAUAUCUGAGCACAAACCCCCCCCCCCUCCCUCGUUAAGUUAUUUUGUGGGAGGAGUCUUGUCAGUCCAACCCACUAUUUUUUUUUUUAAUGGACUAAACAAUUUUGUUACUGUUGACAUUUACAUGAUGUCUGUUAAUAAAAAAGACCUAUUAUUCAGA